Neurospora tetrasperma FGSC 2508 is the source of this 1724-nucleotide messenger RNA. RefSeq lists its product as uncharacterized. The record is from RefSeq and is a predicted model, not a curated record. Gene Ontology annotation, biological process: autophagy of mitochondrion; activation of protein kinase activity; piecemeal microautophagy of the nucleus. The coding region runs from base 58 to 1515 and encodes 485 amino acids. The transcript has a single exon. Gene Ontology annotation, molecular function: molecular adaptor activity; protein kinase activator activity. Lineage: Eukaryota; Fungi; Ascomycota; Sordariomycetes; Sordariales; Sordariaceae. Gene Ontology annotation, cellular component: Atg1/ULK1 kinase complex; phagophore assembly site.
GUGCCCGUUGAAAUCCUCGUCAAGCACCUCCUCGCCGCCAAACAGUCCCUCUCCUCCAUGACCCUUGUCCUGCGCGCCAACGACCUGGCGACCUCGGCACGCCAGAUGCACCAAGAAUUCGUCAUCCUCUCGGCGCAGACCGCCUUCUUGCGCCACGGCAUUCUCCAAGAGCUUCACAUUCUUCACCAACUCCGCCGGGGCAUGGCACGCGCCUAUGAUAACGGCACCCGCGAUUUCAAGCACAUCAUCCGCACCCUCGACACCGCCGACGGCCGACUCGAAAAGAUUAUGCAGGUUCUGCGCAAGACCACAGUCGAGAACGUUUUCCGCCAGCCGGGCGAAGAGCCCAAGUGUCUGUUGGACUUUGUCGACCCCAAGAUUGUCGAGCAGGUACGCGACGCGCUGAAGGAGAGCAUCCACGAGCUUUCAGCAGCCAAGACCUCGUUCGACGGCGAUCUCCUCCGCUUUGACACCGACCUGCGUACCCUCACCGAUGCCAUGGCCGCUGCCGCCUCCCUCGCCAACCCAACCACUACAGCACCCGACGGGUGUCCCCCCGACCAGCGAUCCAUACCCAACCUGCUCUCCGCCUUGUCCGAGGGUUCCCACCUCAUGGCCGAACAUCUCUCCUCUUUGACUCGGCACUUCGACAUGUGCGUAACCGCCGUGCGCACCACCGAAGGCGGGGCUGCUUUGGCCCGCCGGCGCGCAGCAGAAGCCACAUCGUCAGACGAGGACCAGGCUCCAGUGUCCAUAUCAGGCGUCAUCUCCGCCCAGGAAUCCGAGUCGGGCCCAUCGGCCUUUGAACCCAUGGACCCUCUCGAGCGCCAGGAACUACUACACGUCGUGAUGCGCGAUGCCGCCGAGGUCGAUGACGUGGUUGCCGAUAUUCACAACGUACUGCAACAAAUGGAGAUGGAUCAUGCAUCUCUCCAUUCGCUCUUCUCAGCCAGCCGAGCCUCCCACGCCGCUACGCUCACAUGCUUCUCCCUGCUCGUGGAGGUCGGUGCCCGGGCGUCCUCGUAUGUUGCCGCCGAGGCCGAAUUUGUGCAAAGAUGGGAGGACGAGAAGGAGACGAUCGACGAGAACGUGUCAAAGAUGGACGAGCUCAAAAAGUUCUACGAAGGGUUCCUGAAUGCUUAUGGCGGCUUACUGCUCGAAGUGGAACGACGAAGAGCGGUGGAGGGCAAGAUUGACAGCAUAUGGAGGAAAGCGAGGGAGCAGGUGGACAAGCUGGUGGAGGCGGACAAGAGAGAGAGAGAGCAUUUCCGGUUGGAAGUGGGCGAUUAUGUGCCAGCGGAUUUGUGGGGGGUGGUGGAUAGGCCCUUGGGGAGAUGGGCCGUUGUUCCGUUGGAGGACACCAGAGAGGGAUCGUAUGAGUUGGAAGCACAUGGAGAACCUGAGAAUGAGGGCAAAGUUGAGUCUGCGUAUGAGAGGGAAACAGAGCCGAGCACGCCGACACCAAGAAAGAUGCCGUUGAAUGGACCCGGGUCGGCCGGGGAACGACCGUUUUGAUGAUGAUAUGAAGGUCUUGGGUUCACCGAUGAUUUGAUUUAGGCUUGUUGGUGUUUGGGUCAGCGUAUGUUUGGUGUUCUUUACUCAUUGGGCAUGGCAUGGAAACAGAAAUGGUGUGGCUGGAUGUCACGACCGGCAACAUGGGAGCUUGGAAGGCAAUCAUUCUUGGAUAAGGUAGGUAGGUAGUCAUCAACUUAGUCUGUAAUGUA